Messenger RNA from Dermacentor albipictus, 4383 nucleotides. RefSeq names its product calcitonin gene-related peptide type 1 receptor-like. Gene Ontology annotation, biological process: adenylate cyclase-modulating G protein-coupled receptor signaling pathway; cell surface receptor signaling pathway. NCBI's taxonomy places the organism in Eukaryota, Metazoa, Arthropoda, Arachnida, Ixodida, Ixodidae. The record is from RefSeq and is a predicted model, not a curated record. Gene Ontology annotation, molecular function: G protein-coupled peptide receptor activity. Gene Ontology annotation, cellular component: plasma membrane.
GCGACCGGCGAACAGCGCGGCGGAGUCUCAGCUCUCCUAGGCGACCGGCCCGGCUGCGUGUGUGCGUGCGUUCGCGUCGUGUCAUCCCCGCACGCGUUCCGGUCGAAACGGCGUGGCACGCGCUAAAUAAACUCCAGUCGUCGUCCCCCUCCUCUCCCACUGCUCCCUGAAGACUUCGUUGAAAGCGAGCAAGAAGGAACUUCUCGUCAACGCGGGAGGUCCUCUUUAAACUUUCUCCACUGCCCUGCAGCUGCCUUGUCUCAGUUCAUCGCGGCAGCUGGCCGUUUUGCCCGCGGGACUUUUUUCUUUUUUUCUUAGCCACUGCUGACGUUUCUAUUUCGAAGCACCAUCCGACGUGUGUUCCCAGACACGAACGAAAGUCUUGUUUCGCUUCGCACAAAGCGAUGUAGCGUUAAUUUCUCGCACCGGCUUCGUAGGAGUUGUUCGGCUCCUUCUCUCAACUACACCUCCUCUAUUUUUUUUUGUCUGUUCUCUUCGUUUGUGAUAUGGAAGACCAGACGACCAAACUUUGUUCCUGACCCGCCUGCUGCAAGAACAAAGCGUGUGCGCACGUGACUCUUCAUUGUCACCGGCUCACUUUGUACUUGUGCACAGCGGAUAGCUGCGACGGCCUCAACAGCGCACGAAGAGCUUCUGCCGGCUGCUGAUCCUCGAGCUGUUUGGGCAUGACCGGAUGUUGGGCGCCUCGUUGCUGGUGUCGUUGCACUAGGCGCCAUGUGGUCUCCCCGCUGGCCUCAUCGUGCCCCUCGCGGACACUCUGCAGGCGCCCUACCGAUCACGUAGCUGGUCAUCUCUGAAGAGCCGUUGCUUAUCCGGACGACAAAAAAAGAGAAAGAGAAGGGUAUAGGCCGGCGCCACACAGCUCCUCGCGAAAGCAGCUGCUGCUCCGUCCGACGACCGUCCGGCCAACGGUUAAACAGCCCUGCUUGUCACUAUGAGUGGAGGCUACCGGGUGUCCGUCACACUGCUCCUGUCAGCAUGCCUGCUGCCCUGGUUCAGUUCGAGUGCACACGGCUCGCGCACCGAGCGCGUGUUUGCCCAGCUGAAAGCACUGCGUGAGUGUGAGCAACGGGCCCUGUUUGACGCCGGCGACAACGACACUGCAUCGUGCGACUGGCGAUUCGACGGUUGGCAGUGCUGGCCACCGACGCCGCUCGGAGCCACGGCCCGCGCAGCCUGCCCGGACCUGUUGCCUGGUGAAGUGAACGCCACUGGGACGGCGAAAUACCGGUGCCUGGCUAAUGGUUCAUGGAACGGUGAAACAGGCAACUACAGCGCCUGCACAAGCUCGCCUUAUCACGAGACGGAGCUGACGUUGCUGCGUGCCAUCGCUAACGACAUCGGCGAGUACGUUCCCUGGGAGCAAGUCUCAGCGCGCGGCGAGAACUGGAUGUGGCAGGAGAAGAUCGGCCACUUCAAGCACUGCCUCGAGAAGGUGCUGCUCAAGCCUCCCGCGGAGAACGACGAAAACCAGACACUGUGUCCCCGCACUUGGGAUGGCUGGAACUGCUGGGACGACACGCCUCCCGGUCGGACAGUACACGCGCCUUGUCCUCAGUUUGUGGCUGGGUUUCUGUCAACUAGGCAAGCGCACAAAUCGUGUACUACGAAUGGCACAUGGUUCCGUCACCCUGUCACGGGACUGGUCUGGUCCAAUUACACAGCAUGUGUGGAUACUCAGGACUUGCAGUUUCGAAACUUGGUGAAUUCAUUAUACGUCGCAGGAUACUCAAUAUCACUUGUCGCACUUCUGUUGUCCAUGAUCAUAUUCUGUUACUUCAGGUCGCUUCGUUGUCGAAGGAUCACAAUCCACAAAAACUUGUUCACAUCGUUCAUUGUCAACAACCUGUGUUGGAUACUGUGGUACAUUCACAUCAUCGCACAGCCGCACGUGAUCGCAGAAAAUCCGAACUGGUGCCAAGCGCUGCACGUGGUGACGCAGUACUUCUUGUUGUGCAACUACCUGUGGAUGUUCUGCGAAGGCCUGUACCUGCACACGCUUUUAGUGCUCGCCUUCAUCGCGGAGGACAAGAUCCUCAAGUGGUUCCUGCUCAUCGGCUGGGGUUUUCCUUUGCUUCCAAUAAUCGCCUACACUGUUUUGAGAUCCUUGGAUCCAGAAGCGUCAAAAAUGUGCUGGGUCGAGCAUGACGUGUGGUAUACGUACAUACUCAGUGUUCCUGUUUGCUUCUCUAUACUGCUGAGCUUUGCAUUCCUCGUCAACAUUGUCAGGGUCCUGGUCACAAAGCUUCGAGCCGUGAAUUCUCCUGACAAUGAAAGCACAAGAAAAGCUGUGCGAGCAACUGUGAUCUUGCUUCCACUUUUGGGUUUGCACUACGUGUUGACUCCAUUCAGACCAGACAAAGGCGCCAUACUGCUCGCCUACGAGGUCAUAUCGGCGCUGGUCACAUCGUUACAGGGUCUUUGCGUCGCACUUCUGUUUUGCUUCUUCAAUGGAGAGGUUUUGGGCGUUCUGCGGAAAAUGUUGUCGCAAACGCCGUGGUUCAGAAACGAGGGCCGCCGGAUGUCAUACGCGAAUACCAGCAUCAGUCCCCGUUAUCACUGCUUGCACCCCAAUUUUUCCUUACCCCGAGUUCAAGCCCCUUCCCACUCAAGUGAGGCGCAUUUCCUUUCCAUAGUACCUACCAUAGGGUACACAUUCAAUGUUGUUAGAAGAGUGCGCUAUGAAUAGCUUUCUGUGCUGAUUUUCUGGCUUGUCGACAGACGUAGUUAACGCUGUGACUUUCAGAGUGUUGCCUUGAUGCCCCUGCCAUUCCUGUGCAAAAUUUGCACUUGAGAGCAUAAAAGUGCCUAAUCGCCCGUUAACCUAUUACGCGCCCGUAGCGUUGAAACGGCUUCAGUAGAGCUACCGGCAAAAUCUGUACGAGGCAUCUUGAAAUCAUAAUGAUGUCGAAAUUAUGUGAGGUCGCCUAGCAGAACAAACGUUAUUCGAUGUAAAGCCUCCCACUAAGGUUCAGUGGUAUUUAAUAAAGUGUUCACGUUUUGUGAACUCACAGCUUCUGGCCCCAACCUUGCUUGAACGUACUGCCUCUCUCGCCCCCCCCCCUCACCCUUUUAUCUUCUGUUGGUCUUCGCGGCUACUGGUUUGCUUAAAUAUAAUCUUAUUCUCAAUAAAUUGUGACAGAUUUGAGGAAGUAAGCGUGGCUGACCUCUACGAGUUAAACAGUUUGCCAUCGGGUGCUUACUACUACCGUACUCCAUAUAUCUCAUCUCUUGAAAGUACCAGUAGAGUACUCAGAGAAGGCAUCUCUAACGUCACGUCAUUUUUUGCUUCAAUGUGGCAAGGGUUCAAGGCAACGUGUCCUUUACGUGUCGUGGACCCUCGUUAACGCAUAUUCACAGAACGGAAACUUAAAAAGUCUGUGUAAUUUGAACAGCCCAAGGUUCAAGAAUAGCAACCCUAAGUUACGUAAAAGAAGUAGUAAAGAUAGUAUAUAUUUUGGCAUAAACCUGCAGCGCUGACAAAUUAACCACACUGACGUUCGCAUGGACAGCCGAGCCAACAUGAAAGAUACCCUUAGCGAUGCGCGUAAUUGUUAUAAUAUGUUUGAGCAUGGAUGAGUGUUGGAUCAAAUGACACGGGGGCUGUUUUUAGGACGUUUCUUAGGGCGCGGUAUAUCUGAUGAAAAUCGCUACGUUGUGCGAAGCUGGGCAUAAAUUAGGAACACAGAACAACUAGAUAUCAUACUCAAAGCAGACAUGGAAAUUUUUCACGUAUGCUGCUCCUCGAAUACAAGUCAACCAGUCAAGCAGCAGUGCAUCCGUUUGCAGGACAUGAGAAGUGCCAUUUGGCUACAACAUUGGGUUUCGAUCAAGCGGAACGCAGUUUAGAGAUAUAAAAUUAUGCUAUAACGAGGGUCUACAGCGUGUGCAUGUGUUCUGUAAACACAGCGUACCAGUGUGAUAUAUGUACAGGGUGUGUAGAUUGUACUCCAGUUAACGAACGUUCUGUUGUAUGUGAAAGUCAUUGACAUCGUCCUCGUUGCAGAAUCCUACCACUGCAGUGUGCCAAAUAUCUAGAUUAGUUGUGUUGUGUUGUAAACACCGUGUCACCAUGCGCGUUUCAUUGUGAAUCAUAAUAGCCGCCAGUACUGGCUGUGUAUCAUCAUGUACGAGUCGUACAACUUGGACCAAUUGGUACCUGCGCAAGAAAAACGACAUCAUUGCGGAAAGUUGUGUACAUUUCAAAUAACACUGCUGCGUAUCGGAUGUACGAGCACCACGCCAACAGGCCAAUGUAGAAGCCUGAAAUAAAUUGAUUGUUCGGAGUUGUCUGGAGUAUUCGCUGUGUGAUUGCGCAUUUUUUCGGCCGCUUUUAAUGAACUUGCGAGUGUGUGCCAACUU